CCGUUCAGUUACUUGCCGGAUUCUGUGACGUAUGGUUUUUUCCCGACAGCCGCACAAAAACGGGCGUACCCUUUAUCGCGCGAGUGCUUCCUUCUGGCGUGCGAAACGACACACGCUAUGUGGUUUGCUGUGAAAGUUCUGUGAAAAAUUAAGCAUUUUCCCUGCAUGCCCCGUGCAAUUUAGCUCGCUGGCUCUAGUGUGUUCUUAUUUCAUUCCCAGUUGCUGCAGCAGCUGUUAUUUGUGAAAGUGUUUUCAUUGAAGCGUUACGAGACGAAAGUGAAGCAGAGCAACGGUAGUAGGCGGGUUUUCCCCGGAAAAGGGGGAGAAAGAAAGGAUAACGUGUGCGCCGACUAUUUUGUAACGUCAAAGGGAAUCUUCGUGCUUAGCAGAACGAGUGAGUGUGUGUGAGUGUGUUGGUGCAGGUGGGUUUAUGUGUUUGUAUACCCGUUCAAGAGGGGGUUCCUCGUGAAACGCCCGUGUGCGUUAGUAGUGGGUACCGCUGAGUGCGUGUGUGUGCGAAGGUAUAUACAAGCGGGCAUAUUUUUCGUUUCAAGAAAGCUGUGUGUUUACUGGCAGUCCUUUUGCAAGCGUUGAUUUGCCGGAGUGCUUAUACUUAAAAGUUAAAGUGUGAAUGUGCAUGCAUGUGUGCUUGUGUUUGAUGCAACACGGCAAAGUGGAGCAGUGUGAAGUGGUGCAUUACGCUAAAUCAUAGAGCAAAAGGAUGUGCCACCGGUUGAGCUAAGGGUAAGCCAAGAGAAGCGAAAGUAUACACGGUGUGUGCACAGCAUUUCGAGUUGUCUCGCUUACACCGUGCUGUUGUUCUUUAGUGUGGAAAAAAGGAGUACCGGCUGGUAAAACACCUUUUUUACCUCGUGAAGCUACCAGCAGGAAACGAAGUAUACGUCGACAAACAAGUUCUUAGCAGAUUCAAGCGUGUGUGAAACUGACCCGCGAAAGAUUACUUUCAUCACGCACUUCAAGUCGUUUCCGGAGAGCCGAAUUUAGUGGCAGCAAUACGCUGCAGAUUUUUCGACAAUCUACACGACCAAAGAGUGUCCGGGCUCGGAAUUCGUAUAUAUAAACAAGAUCAUCAUCUUACAUUAUGAAUUGACGGUUGAUAAACGACAAAAAAUCUAAUGAUGCAAAAUUAAAGACAUUUCGCAGGAGCCACAGAAGAAGCGCUGGCGCGUUUGACGGUGAGUGAUAAAAUACGUAACGCAAUUCCCAAGAACUGGCGAUGACCAGCUGUGCAUGAAUUUUAUUCUCCUCACCGAGUGGCAUCGUUUAAGUGAACAUACAUAUACACACAGAAAGUUGAGAUCAAACUAUACGAAGUGUAAGAUAAGCUGAUAUCAUAACUUGCCGAUGACUUAAGAGCACUUUACAGUGAAUGCCACAUUGCUGAGGCAAGUGUGAUGCUGAAACUACUUCGAAUCAUCGUUAAAUGAUAGAAUCGUGCUGACAGUGAAGUGAUGCCAGUGGACAGUGGUGCCACAGGCUCUGGUGAUUGGAAGUGCAGAAAAAUAUCGGCAAGUCAAGAGUGUAUAAAUAUUUGUUGAAACUAUCUGGUGCAUUUGGAAGCAAAAACGAUCAAACUCAGCAAGAAAAGCAAACUAAUACGACGCACUGGACGAAAGACAACAGGUCCUUCUUUUUAUGCUGCAUCCAGACGAUCCAUUACUAGACGAUCCCAAUGAAUGUGGUUGGAUUGCUGCAAAUAAUAAUAGUUACUAAAUUCAUCAAAACAGGUAUUGCCGACAAAAACGACUACCCACUCUAUUUUGAGAAAGUUAUCUAUGAGGCGGACAUCGACGAGAAUGUGGAAAUCAAUCACAACUUUCUUAACGUCACGGCAAAGACGCACGGUGAGGCGUCCGGUGUACGAUACAAGAUCUCGAGCGGUAACGUAGGCAAUGUGUUUGCGAUACGCAACACAACCGGCGCCCUUUACGUAGCUAAGGCGUUGGAUUAUGAAAAGAUCAAAAAGUAUGAGCUACGGUUGACGGCUUCAGAUAAUUUUAAGGAGAACUACACCACCGUUCUGAUCAACGUACGCGAUGUAAACGACAAUCCGCCGGUGUUUGAGAAAUCGUCCUAUCGCACACAAAUCACCGAGGAGGACGACCGAGGCUUGCCGAAGCGUGUGCUGCGGGUUACUGCUUCAGAUGCCGACGUGGAGCGGCCGAACAACAUCAUAUACUUUUUGACCGGGCCCGGUAUUGACAUCGAAAAUCCCUCCGACAGCAACUUUGACAUCAACAAGGCCACGGGGGAAAUAUUUGUGCUUAAGCCCCUGAACCGAGACCCACCACACGGACGAGCGUCUUGGAAGUUUACCGUCUUUGCGCAGGACGAAGGGGGCGAGGGUUUGGUGGGCUUUACGGAGGUGCAGAUCAACCUGAAAGACGUCAACGACAAUGCGCCCCAGUUCCCGAACGGGAUUGCGUACGGAAACGUGACCGAAAAUGGCACCAUCGGCAUGCACGUGAUGACAAUAAAGGCCGAAGACUAUGACGACAUCAACGAAGGUACUAACGCGAAGGUGAUUUACUCGAUUGAGAAGAACGCGAUCGAGGAGGAUACUGGUUUGCCAAUCUUCGACAUCAAUCCAGACACGGGACUCAUCACGACGGCGGUAUGCUGUCUCGAUCGGGAGAAGACGCCCGACUACUCGUUGCAGAUUGUGGCCACCGAUGGCGGAGGUUUGAAGGGUACGGGGACAGCUUCUAUCAAGGUGAAGGAUCUGAAUGAUAUGCCGCCUCGGUUCACCAAGGACGAGUGGUUCGUCGAGGUGGAGGAAACUGACGGUAGUGUGCUGCCCGAGGCACCAAUACUGACCGUAACGGUAAAUGACGAUGAUGAGAUAAACAAUUUCCAGUAUAAAAUCAUUGAAAGCAGCGGUUACGGGGCGGAUAAGUUCGCGAUGGUAAAGAACGCGGACGGUACGGGAAGUUUGAAGGUGGUCCAGCCUCUAGACUACGAAGAUCCGAUGCAGAUAAAUGGCUUCCGCUUUCGGAUACAGGUAAUCGAUAAUGAUGGGAUCGAUGAGAGCGACAAGUACCACGUUGACCAUUCAUGGGUGAUUGUGAAGCUGAAAGAUAUUAACGAUAAUACGCCUCGCUUCAAGAAACCGCACAUCGAGGCGGCGGUGUACGAAAACGCGGACGUUGGCAAAAACUUGGGUACUUUCAAGGCGGUCGACAUCGACAAGGGCGGUAAGAGCAAAAUUACCUACAGCAUUAACCGUGCUACGGACCGGAAGCGCCAGUUUGCCAUCGACCAGGAAGGUACAGUGACGAUCCAGCGCGAGUUGGAUCGGGAGGCGAUGGCGAAACACUCGCUUGAGAUUCUGGCUACCGAUGACGGUGUACCACCGCGCACGGCCUCCGCCAUCUUGACCGUGUUGGUGAAGGACAUCAACGACAAUGCGCCGGUAUUUGCGGAAGAUUAUCGGCCCAUUCUGCUGGAAAACUCACCGCCGUCGAAGAUUAUCGAAAUCUCCGCCGUUGACAGGGAUGACCGACUGAAGGGCAACGGGGCGCCGUUCCAGUUCCGAAUGGACCCGGAUACAGACGAUGUGAUUCGGACGUCCUUCAAGGUGGAGCAGAGUAACAAGGGUGACGGUAUGGCGAUCAUUUCAUCGCUCGGCUCGUUCGAUCGCGAGUACCGCAAGCAGUACACAAUUCCGAUCGUUAUCAAGGACUCGGGCACGCCGCCGCAAACCGGCACCAGCACGCUGACGAUCACGAUCGGUGAUCUGAACGAUAACAUCAUGCAGCCCGGCUCCAAGGAGGUGAUCGUGUACAACUACCAAGGUCAGGCGCCGGACACACCGAUCGGGCGUGUGUUCGUUAACGAUCUCGACGAUUGGGACACCUCGGACAAGCUGUUUUACUGGGAUGAGGCUGAGAAUCCACGCUUCAAGCUGGACGACACAUCCGGCAUGGUGACGAUGCGACGCGGUGCACGCGAAGGACGCUACAAGCUGCGCUUCAAGAUCUAUGACCGCAAGCACGCGCAAGAAUCGUAUGCCAACAUGUCGGUGGUGGUGAAGCACAUCUCCUACGAGGCGAUCGUCAACUCCGGCUCGAUCCGGCUGACCGGCAUUACGGAUGAGGACUUUAUACGCAUCUGGAACUAUCGCACCCAGAACAUCUUCCGCAGCAAGCUGGAGCGGUUCCGAGACAAGCUGGCGGAGCUGCUGAACGUAGACGUAAAGAAUGUGGACGUGUUCAGUGUGCAGAUGAAGGACCGCUCGGUGCCGCUGACCGAUGUGCGGUUCGCCGUACACGGUGCGUACUACUACAAGGCGGUGCAGUUGAACGGCGUAAUACUGCUGCACAAGGAGGAAAUCGAGCAGGAGGUGGGCAUCAACAUCACGAUGGUAAACGUGGACGAGUGUCUGCUGGAGAAUGCGGAUUGUGCCGGGUCGUGCACCAGCAUCAUCGAGGUCCAGACGAACCCCUGCCUAGUGAAUGCAAACAAAACCGCCCUGGUUGGGGUUCAGAUCAACUCCACGGCUGAGUGUUUGUGCAGCUCGCGAGAGUACAAGCAGCAGCAGACUUGCAAAUCCCAUCCCUGUUUGAAUGGUGGUCGCUGCACCGAUUCCAAGUCGGGUAUCAAGUGCUCGUGUCCACCAGGCUACACGGGGCCCCGCUGUCAGCAGGUCGUACGUAGCUUCCGCGGCAGUGGCUGGGCCUGGUACCCACCGCUCGACAUGUGCGACAAGUCGCACAUUAGCGUCGAGAUCAUCACAACGAAACCGGACGGUUUGAUUUUCUACAACGGACCUAUCACACCACCUAAGGAGGACGACACGUCCAAGCAACUGUCUGACUUUAUUUCACUCGAGCUGGAGCAGGGCUAUCCCCGGUUUCUCAUCGAUUACGGAUCGGGUACGCUAGAGUUACGCAUCGCAACCAAACAUCCGCUCAACGAUGGCGAAUGGCACCGGAUCGAUCUGUUCUGGGACACUGAGCAGGUAAAGAUGGUGGUCGAUUUCUGCAAGACGGCCGAAAUCACCGAAGCCGACGAUGGCAACCUGGUCGAGUUUGUCGACCACACCUGCCAGGCGCUGGGCAAGGUGCCGCAGUUCAACGAAUAUCUGAAUCUCAACACGCCGCUCCAGAUUGGCGGUGUGUUUAGGGACAAGUUUGACUACACGUACAGCCGCUGGCAGUACAUGCCGGUCGGGGUAGGUUUCGAGGGGUGCAUUCGUGAGUUUAAGCACAAUGGAAUUCUGUACGACCUGUCCCACCCGGGACUGUCUAAGGGUAGUGCACCCGGGUGUUUGUACACGCAGGAGGUGUGCGAUCUGAAUCCGCAGGUCGCUCGGUGUCUCGAGCAUGGCAAGUGUGUCGGUAGCUAUGACGAGGCCAAGUGUGAAUGCAAUCCUGGUUGGACGGGCACGUACUGCAGCUUGCCCACCACUCCAACCACGUUCAAGACGCACAGCUACGUAAAAUACGCGCUCAGCUUCGAGCCGGACAAGUUCACGACGCAGAUUCAGCUGCGGUUCCGUACGCGCGAGACGUACGGCGAGCUGUUCCGCAUCAGCGAUCAGCAUAUGCGCGAGUACGGCAUCAUUGAGCUGAAGGGGGCCAAGGUGUACUUCCGGUACAGCUUAAACACGGGCCAGGUGGAGGAGCAGGAGGUAGCGCUGACGGCGGUCGAGGUGGACGACGGACAGUGGCACGUGGUGAAGGUGCAACGGUACGGUUCGGCGGCCAUCCUGGAGCUGGACGGGGGUGAAGGUGCCAACUUCAACCAAAGCUUCUCGUUUGACGGACAUCAGUGGCUGUCAGUGGACAAGCAGGAGGGUGUGUAUGCAGGCGGCAAGCCUGAGUUCACUGGCGUCAAGACGUACGAUGUCAAAUCGGACUAUCAGAAGAGUUGCAUCGACGAUAUAAGAUUGGAUGGUAAAAGCUUGCCACUUCCGCCAGCCACCAACGGUACGCAAUGGGGUCAGGCCACGAUGGCAAAGAACAUUGACCGCUACUGUUCCUCCAACAAUCCUUGCCAGAACGCGUACUGUCCGGAUCCAUUCGAGUGUGUCGACCUGUGGAACAAGUACGAGUGCGCCUGUGGCGAUGGUAUGAUCAUCUCACCAGAAGGCAAGACCUGCAUCGACCGGAACGAGUGUCUAGACUAUCCUUGUCUGAAUGGAGGCACUUGCAUCAACCAGGAGCCGCGCCUGAAGUACAAGUGCAUCUGUCCGGACUCGUACUGGGGCGAUAGUUGUGAGUUCCUGAAGGAACGACAAGCGCUUAAAUUCAGCACCAGUGCCUUGGCCGCCGUAAUAGCCUGCCUAUUACUGAUCAUUAUUUUGCUGUUUGUUUAUUUUUCCUGCUCCCGGCGUCGUUCGGCAAACUUCAACAAGAAGCCGGCCACCAAGGACGACAUCCGCGAAAACAUCAUCAACUACUGCGACGAGGGAGGCGGCGAGAAUGACAUGACCGCGUUCGACAUGAAGACGCUCAAGAUCCCGAUCGGUCCGCUGCCAGAGCUCGUUCAACAUAAGGCACCGCCAGUACGUCCAGAUAUUGCCGUCGUGUCCGACCAGGUCGUCGGCAAGGUGGACGUGUUCCUGGACGACCGGAAGCGACGCGUCGACAUCGACCCUGCCUCCGGGCCAUUCGACGAUCUGCGUAACUACGCCUACGAAGGUUGUGGGAGUACCUCUGGCUCGCUAAGUUCCUUACAGUCAGGUACGGACGAUGAACCCCAUGAGUAUAGCUUUUUAACCACAUGGGGUCCCCGUUUCGAUAAGUUAGUCAAUAUUUACGAACCAAGCAAAACGCAGAUCGAAGAUGACGAUGUUAGUUAAGAGUAGCUGUAGCUGUCCCAGGUGCUGUAGGUAUUUUGUUCCCGAGGUCGACGUUUGUGCGCGCUCGUUCAGUUUAGCAUGGCAUACCGUCAGGCAAAGCUGAAUGAUGUGCACGGACCUGUAGAUAAAUCUGUGCGUUCAUAGCCCCAAGAAGAAAAAAACGUAAAGUCGUAAUAUAUGAAAAAAAUUGGGCUUUUUUCACCAGUAUGCGGGCAAAACGGUGGAUAAUCUUUGUAAAAUAGUCAC
Messenger RNA from Anopheles merus, 7072 nucleotides. Its product is annotated as neural-cadherin-like. NCBI's taxonomy places the organism in Eukaryota, Metazoa, Arthropoda, Insecta, Diptera, Culicidae. Gene Ontology annotation, cellular component: cell-cell junction; catenin complex; plasma membrane. The transcript has 14 exons. Bases 1694 to 6826 code for a protein of 1710 amino acids. Gene Ontology annotation, biological process: homophilic cell-cell adhesion. The record is from RefSeq and is a predicted model, not a curated record. Gene Ontology annotation, molecular function: cadherin binding; calcium ion binding.